Striga asiatica is the source of this 1580-nucleotide messenger RNA. The record is from the annotation of a GenBank genome assembly. Lineage: Eukaryota; Viridiplantae; Streptophyta; Magnoliopsida; Lamiales; Orobanchaceae.
UCAAUUUAUUUUACAAACACGCGUUUGUAGCAGAGUAUAUAGAGGAACUCCUCACUCUCUCUCUCUCUCUGGAACAUUCGUCUCUGUUGCACUUUUCAAACGCACUACUCAGAAAAGCACCAGCAAAGUUGGUGGUCCUUGUUCUCUACUGCUUCAGUUUGCAACUUCACAUAUUCUUGUACCAGUAAAUUACUAAAUAUACUCUGGGCCUCCGGCAAAAGCAAACAACAAAUUCAAGCAUAACAUAAAAUGGCCGAUGGAGAGGAUAUUCAACCCCUUGUUGUUGACAAUGGUACUGGGAUGGUUAAGGCUGGCUUUGCUGGUGAUGAUGCUCCAAGGGCAGUUUUCCCAAGCAUUGUUGGGCGACCUCGACAUACGGGUGUUAUGGUUGGAAUGGGACAAAAAGAUGCAUAUGUAGGUGACGAGGCUCAAUCCAAAAGAGGUAUUCUGACUCUAAAGUACCCGAUUGAACAUGGGAUAGUCAGCAACUGGGAUGACAUGGAGAAAAUCUGGCACCACACUUUCUACAAUGAGCUCCGUGUGGCUCCUGAGGAGCAUCCUGUUCUGCUUACAGAGGCACCUCUAAACCCUAAGGCUAACAGGGAGAAAAUGACUCAGAUCAUGUUUGAAACCUUCAAUGUUCCGGCAAUGUAUGUUGCCAUCCAGGCUGUCCUAUCACUGUAUGCCAGUGGGCGUACAACUGGUAUCGUGCUCGAUUCUGGUGAUGGUGUGAGCCACACUGUCCCUAUUUACGAGGGUUACGCACUCCCACAUGCUAUUUUGCGUCUUGACCUCGCUGGCCGUGACCUAACAGAUUAUCUCAUGAAGAUCCUGACCGAAAGAGGCUACAUGUUCACGACGAGUGCCGAACGAGAAAUUGUCCGUGACGUGAAGGAGAAACUUGCAUAUGUUGCCAUCGAUUUCGAUCAGGAAGUCGAGACUGCUAAAAACAGCUCAGCUGUUGAGAAAAACUACGAGCUUCCUGAUGGACAGAUCAUUACCAUAGGUGCUGAGAGGUUCCGUUGUCCGGAAGUGUUGUUCCAGCCAUCUCUGGUUGGGAUGGAAGCUGCGGGAAUUCAUGAGACCACUUAUAAUUCGAUUAUGAAGUGUGAUGUGGAUAUUAGGAAGGAUCUUUAUGGAAAUAUUGUGCUCAGUGGUGGGUCUACCAUGUUCCCGGGGAUUGCAGAUCGUAUGAGUAAGGAGAUUACUGCUCUUGCUCCCAGCAGUAUGAAGAUUAAGGUGGUGGCUCCGCCUGAGAGGAAGUACAGUGUCUGGAUUGGAGGUUCUAUCCUAGCUUCUCUCAGUACUUUCCAACAGAUGUGGAUUGCAAAGGGAGAGUAUGAUGAAUCUGGUCCAGCAAUUGUUCACAGGAAGUGCUUCUAAUUAAGCUGGUGAGUCUGUGUGGGGUUAUUUUUCUGCCUUUUCUGGUUUUAUCGAAUUGGGCCAAGUGAUCGGUUGAGCACAUGAAAUCAGAUAAGAAGGUAAGAAGACCUUUUCCAGAUAAUUUAUUGUUUUUUUUAAAUCCGAGGUUGUGAACAAAUGGAUGUACAGUGGGAGUUUUUUUGGUGUCUGAUGUGUGG